GCCGUUCUGGCGCAUAACGGUAUUGUACAUGUAUAAUGCAUAUAUAUAUAUUCCCGAUGUCUAGAGUGCAGCCGACGAUAAUGGUGAUGAUGAUGACGAUGAUGAUGAUUCAGUCAACUUGAAUUCUGCUGCAGCCUGCAGCGACUGACUGCCUUUGAUUCGUAUAAAUACAAGUCCGGGCCUUUUGGCAGCGUGCAAAAGGCAAGGAAAAGCGCCCGCAGACAUGUCAUCAAACAGAAUCCGGCCGGAGUUGGUCCUCCUGCAGCUGCUGCUACUGGCGGCCACACUAAUCCCUUUGCUGCAGGCCGGGAUAGUUACAGCACCGUACUCCGAAUCGGAUUCGGAUUUGGAUUCGGAUCCGGACACCACCGCCACCACCAUCGCCACCACCGACAACUACAACCCGCAUGCGGAGGAGCUGCAACUGGAAUCGGAGACGGAGGCCACUGCUGCUCAAGUGGAUGGCCAACGCAUCGACUGCAAAUUGACUUUCGAUGCGGCGACAAUGGACUCGUUAGGCUGCCACAAUGAGGGGGCGUUGCCGGAGAGGGGGGCGUUACCAGGCAGUGGUAAUAAGCCGGUGGAGGAGAUGCCUGCGGCAAAUCCGGACUGGCGGCGCCACUUGAAGUCCCCGGACAGUCAGCCCAUCUAUGAAUUACAAUUGGUUGUUUGGCCCACUGACAUCGAGGAUGGUGAUGACUUCAGUCCACCGCUGGCCACCACAACAACAACAGAAGCAACAACAACGACAGCUAGGACCACUAGAGCCACCAGUAGCACCACUAGCACCACCCCCAAGCCCACCCAAAUUGGGACACCUAUUGAGCAAAUAUGGCCAUUGUACGAGGAUCAAUUGGUUGUAUUUCCGCAAAUGGACUUUGAAGAGGAGAAUCUUGAUUAUUUCUUCGACGAAGUGCCACCACCCACUUCACCGACCACCGGUCGCCCGGUGACCACCAGUCAUCCCACGGGAACGCCCACUCCCACGCCCAUUUACGUUGUGCAAAACUAUCACGUUAUACACCCCAAUGGCACCGAGGAGUACAAAUUGGUGAUGAGCAACGGCCUGGUGAACUACAAGAAGCUGUACUCCAAGAAAGUGGGUGACCGGCUGAUCAACGUGCAGGAGGGCUACAAUUCGGUGCCCAUUCCCGGACCCAAAAACCAAAUCCAGACGCAGUACUACAUUGCCGACGAGCGGGGCUACAAUGUCUAUAGAAUCGAGCUCCACUAUCACCAGCCAGGGUUGCCCAAACAUUUGCAUUACAAAGCCACAAAAGCGACCAAUAUGUGAAUGAGGAUGGGCAGGAUUUCCAGCUGGCGGCACAGUGGUGCUAACCACUAGCCACACUAAGUAAACAUAUAUAUAUUUUUUUUGCAUUUUUUUUUAUAACUUAUUUUAGCUGAAGAGUUGCCAAUAAAUUGUAAAGAAAACUGGUCGUAUUUUUAUUUAGUUUUUGCUUGUGAAAUGAAACAACAUUUUUUUAAAUAGAUUA
Drosophila simulans is the source of this 1496-nucleotide messenger RNA. RefSeq lists its product as uncharacterized. The transcript has 3 exons. Lineage: Eukaryota; Metazoa; Arthropoda; Insecta; Diptera; Drosophilidae. The coding region runs from base 224 to 1294 and encodes 356 amino acids. The record is from RefSeq and is a predicted model, not a curated record.